CUCACAAUACUAUGUGAACAAAGGUAUCCCCAAAGAGAAGGUGCUGAUGGGAGUGCCCUUCUAUGGACAUACAUUCAAACUGCAGGACAAGAAUAAGCAUGGUAUCGGUGCUCCCAUUGCCGGCGAGGGAAAGACACCUCAUGGAGAGGGAGAUAAUGCGUGGUAUUCAGAGAUGUGUGAUUUGGUUAAGAAUAAGGGCUGGGCUAAGGAGGACCCUGACCAAGGGCACGAUCCAAUUUCCUAUCACGAUGUCACCUGGGUCGGUUAUGAUGAUCCAUACGCCGCUUAUGAUAAAAGUACAUGGGUUAAAGAAAACGGCUAUGGAGGUAUAAUCGUAUGGGAGAUCACCCAGGACGAUUUCAAACCCCAAUGCUGCUCUAAGAGCUACCCCAUGUUGAGGGCCAUUAACCACGGCUUGUACGGCACCGGUAGCGGACCCGAGACUUAUGGCUGCGAACAUAAAUAAAUGCAAACAUUUGAUUAAUAAACUCAUUAAAUAGGGUAACAUUAAUGUAAAGUUAAGAAAUAAUGUAAAAUUAAAUUUUUGCUAUAAUGCUGC
Molecule: messenger RNA, 559 nt
Organism: Oppiella nova
Lineage: Eukaryota; Metazoa; Arthropoda; Arachnida; Sarcoptiformes; Oppiidae
Source: the annotation of a GenBank genome assembly